AUGGAUGAAGUGCGUGAUAGAGUUUGGAGAGGCUCGCUAAAUGUGCGAGUUUCUGUGUGUCCAGAAUUACUCUUGACUGAGUUAAGUGAAAGUCAAGAUACCAAUUUAGGGUUUGUAAACAUCAUAGUACCGAGAGACUGUUACCUGGCUCUCUACCUACCAAACAUUAUUCAAAAAUUAGAAUCGCAGCUGAGAAUCAGUGUGAGCGAUUACUAUAGCGGCUGGUGGUUCGAAAUUGAGGGUGCCCGCAUGCCAUGGAAUUUUCCUGUUGGCGCGCUCUACGACUCCUCUACCGGUCUAAAUCCAAGUAAUAGAUCUUCUCUCCAUCAAGAGAAUAGUGUUCAUGUCUGGCAUUUGAUGCUCCGGCAUGGACAACAUAUUCCCAACGGCGUCAUACCACUAAAGAAUGGUAUUGAUCAGAUUCGAGAAUUUUGGAUGCAUCAGUGGAAGCAAGCGUGCUAUAUUUUGAACGGAUCCGCAAAGCAAGUCAUGUCGCUUUCUAAGCCUGACACUUUAACAUUUUGGCAAAGUGUGAUCCAUAGAGAUUUAACUAAAUUUGAGCCCAUACGACAGAAAAUUAUACCUAUGCCAAACGCCGUAAGGUUCAUUCCAUUGCGAAUUCAUGUGGCUUUGCCAGAUGUCAGACUGGUAGAGCCAAUUUGUAAAGCUGUUGAUAACGAGCGGGAUGUUGAAUUAGGGGAUGUGCUAGCUCGAGAGUUUCCCGAAUGGUUUGAGGCGAACGAAGAAUCAUCUAAUAUCGCCAAGCCCGUCAUUCAAGGAAUUGAAGUACCUUUGAGUGCACUAGUCUGGGAAGUAUAUCAGCAACUUUCCAGUUUCGAUGGGUUUUUGCACAUCUCGCUGUGCUUGCAAGCUGAAAAUCAAACCGUUUAG
Lachancea nothofagi CBS 11611 is the source of this 891-nucleotide messenger RNA. The record is from the annotation of a GenBank genome assembly. NCBI's taxonomy places the organism in Eukaryota, Fungi, Ascomycota, Saccharomycetes, Saccharomycetales, Saccharomycetaceae.